Chlamydomonas reinhardtii is the source of this 1833-nucleotide messenger RNA. RefSeq lists its product as uncharacterized. The transcript is spliced from 7 exons. Gene Ontology annotation, cellular component: cytoplasm; mitochondrion. Gene Ontology annotation, biological process: carboxylic acid metabolic process; tricarboxylic acid cycle. Gene Ontology annotation, molecular function: L-malate dehydrogenase (NAD+) activity. The coding region runs from base 81 to 1148 and encodes 355 amino acids. The record is from RefSeq and is a predicted model, not a curated record. NCBI's taxonomy places the organism in Eukaryota, Viridiplantae, Chlorophyta, Chlorophyceae, Chlamydomonadales, Chlamydomonadaceae.
CUAUCGCCAAGUAGUGUCCAUAGUGUCGUCUGUACACUUUAAGUCUCCUCUCUUUGCUUGAUUUGCCUUCCGACACGAGGAUGCUGCUCGCGAACCGUGUUAACGCCGGUGCCGCCCGCCGUGUGAGCGGGCGGGCCGCUGCUCCCAUCGCGGUGCGUGCGGGCCGUCGCUCUCUUGUGUGCGAGGCGCGCAAGGUUGCGCUGCUCGGCGCUGCCGGUGGCAUUGGCCAGCCUCUGGCUCUGCUGCUGAAGAUGAACAAGUUUGUGACGGAGCUGGCGCUUUACGAUAUCGCAAAUGUCGUCGGCGUUGCCGCUGACCUGAGCCACUGCAACACCCCGGUGAAGGUUACUGGCUACACCGGCCCCGAGGAGCUGGGCGCCUGCCUGAAGGGUGCUGAUCUCAUCGUUAUUCCGGCUGGCGUGCCCCGCAAGCCUGGCAUGACCCGUGACGACCUGUUCAACACCAACGCUGGCAUCGUUAAGGCGCUGGUGGAGGCGGUCGCCAAGCACGCUCCCAACGCCGUGCUGGAGAUUAUCACCAACCCCGUCAACUCGACCGUGCCUAUCGCUGUGGAGACCCUAAAGCUGGCGGGCGUGUAUGACCCCAAGAAGGUUAUUGGUGUGACCUCGCUGGACAUUGUCCGCGCCAACACCUUUGUGUCGGAGGCUAAGGGCCUGGACAUGAAGGACGUGGACGUGCCGGUCAUUGGUGGCCACGCUGGCUCCACCAUCCUGCCGCUGCUGUCUCAGACGACUCCCCCCGUGACCUUCACUGAGGCUGAGAAGAAGGCCAUGACCGACAAGAUCGCCAACGCCGGCACCGUGGUGGUGGAGGCCAAGGCUGGCAAGGGCUCCGCCACCUUGUCCAUGGCCUACGCCGCCGCCCGCAUGGCUGAGUCGACGCUGCUGGGUCUGAACGGCGAGCCCAACAUCUACGAGUGCGCCUUCGUGCAGUCGGACGUUGUUGCGGACUGCCCCUUCUUCGCCAGCAAGGUGCUGCUGGGCCCCAACGGCGUGGCCAAGGUGAUGGGCCUGGGCGAGCUGGACGCCUUCGAGCAGGCCGCCAUGGCCGCCAUGCUGCCGCAGCUCAAGAGCGAGAUCCAGAAGGGCCUCGACUUUGUCAAGAGCCCCCCCGCCCCCGCCUCGUAAAGCGGACAGCGAGCUAAUAAGGCAGCCCGGCUGCUGGUCUGCUAUUGGAGAUAGUGCGUAGGCAGCUAGGAUGCAAGCAUUGUGAUGGACAGGCAGGGACUGCAUGCGCCCAAGCGGCUGUGCCGGGUGGGCCCUGGGGCAGUUUGGGUGCGCGAGGACCCUGGGAGACUGCAGGACUGGAGACUGCAACCAGCGCGGCGUGUGUCGGGCAGGUUUGUGGUUACGCUUGGUGACCCCUCUUUCAUCUAGGUAGGCUCGAGCCGAGUGCGAGUUGCUUCCACGGAGGUCAGGGGCUGGCCUGUGGCUGCUGCGAGUUGUGUGCUAGUACUACUCGAGUUCCGGACCUCGCAUUGAGUAUGACUACCGUAUGCAGGAGUGCACGCGUGAGGGCAUGGCCGCAUGGGGCAUGGUUAUGUCGAGCUGCCGCUCGUUCCUUUCCCCUUCCUCCGGGAGUGGCCGUGCUGGGGUGUUUUAUGGAUGUGCUGAGGUCAGGCUACAACAUACGGGAAUGGAGCACAUAAAUUUUGAGCUCUCAUCGUAUGCGUUUGUUUGUUGUCAAUAAGAGCCUGAGCUCUUCGGACCGAAUCUGGGGCCGCCAUCCGGGCGGUGAUAAAGAUUGGCCAAGCGAGAAUUGGAUGAUGGCCACACAAUCAUCCCCGAGCGUGAUGUGUAACAUGAAAGUUGC